GGAAAGUUAGCUCAGCCUUGUCAGUCUAAGCUUCAUUUGAGAAUUUUCUUGGACAAUACAAGGGGUGGUAAUGUUGUUAAAGAUUAUUUAAGUAAGAUGGAGAAGGAGGUGGGGAAGAAGAUAAAUGUUCAUUCUCCUCAAACUAACUCAGCAUUCCAAAAACUUUUUGGACUUCCACCAGAGGAGUUUCUUAUCAACGACUUUACUUGUCACUUAAAGAGAAAGAUGCCCCUACAGGGUCGUCUAUUUCUCUCACCAAGAAUAAUUGGAUUUCAUGCAAAUUUAUUUGGACACAAGACUAAGUUCAUUUUUCUCUGGGAGGACAUAGAAUACAUUCAAGUUGUUCCUCCUACUUUAUCUUCCAUGGUCAGUCCAACUAUGAUCAUGACUCUUUGGCAAGGCAGGGGUAUGGACGCAAAGCUUGGUGCGAAGACACAGGCUCAGGAAGGCAGGCUGAAGUUCCAUAUCCAGUCCUUUGUAUCUUUCAAUGUAGCUAAUAGGACAAUAAUGGCACUGUGGAAGGCUAGAUCCUUGAGUCCUGAGCAGAAGGUGCAAAUUGUUGAAGAAGAAUCUGAAGCCAAAAGCCUCCAGAGUGAAGAAAGUGGGUCAUUUUUGGGCCUUGAUGAUGUCAGCAUGUCUGAGGUUUAUUCUUCUGUUCUUUCAGUACCUGUAAGUUUUUUUUUUUUUUUGCAGGCCUUCAAAUAUGUCAGUUUUCCUGUUUAGAUACAUGUUAUGGUAAGAUAUAUUAUACAGUUUAUUAUUUUGAUCACCAUUUAGUAUAUGUUUGUUGCUUAAAAAGCCAACCUUGUAUCUGGUUUUGUAGUUAAGAAGUGCUAUUUUGGGUUACAACUCCAGUGAUCUUAUUUUCAAUAUGUUUUAGAUGUAUUACACUUUCUAUUUUUGAA
This is a messenger RNA of Humulus lupulus (European hop), 905 nucleotides long. RefSeq names its product C2 and GRAM domain-containing protein At1g03370-like. The coding region runs from base 97 to 723 and encodes 208 amino acids. The transcript is spliced from 4 exons. NCBI's taxonomy places the organism in Eukaryota, Viridiplantae, Streptophyta, Magnoliopsida, Rosales, Cannabaceae. The record is from RefSeq and is a predicted model, not a curated record.